Molecule: messenger RNA, 1248 nt
Organism: Paraphaeosphaeria sporulosa
Lineage: Eukaryota; Fungi; Ascomycota; Dothideomycetes; Pleosporales; Didymosphaeriaceae
Product: TFIID-18kDa-domain-containing protein
Exons: 2
Coding region: 180-1157 (325 amino acids)
Biological process (GO): transcription by RNA polymerase II
Cellular component (GO): SAGA complex
Molecular function (GO): protein heterodimerization activity; transcription coregulator activity
Source: RefSeq, a predicted model, not a curated record
CCGUCUUCCGCCCGACAGCGAUCCCAGCCGCGCGCGCCCGCCGUCGCAAACCCACCGACGCCUCUCCGCCAUCCUCGCGCCAUCGCCACGUUCGACGGCUGGCUGUCGGUCGCUCCCCCCAGCUAUAUGCACCGCUUCUUGUCCCGUUAGCAGCGUCCAACCAGUACGAGUCCGCCAACAUGUCGGACAAGGACAAGAUGGCCAAGUACCGGACCGAGAUCCAGCAGAUGAUGUUCGUCUCUGGAGAGACCGGCGAGCCUUCCCCUGAGACCACAACCCUGAUAGAGUCCAUUGUCCAGGACCAGGUUCAGCACAUGCUCCGAGAAUGUACAACCCUCGCCACCCGCCGCGGCUCCAAGUCAAUAGGCACGGACGACCUCUUCAUGCUCAUCCGCCACGACCGCGCCAAAAUCUCUCGUCUGCGCCAUUUUCUACAGUGGAAGGAUGUCCGUCGCUCCGUCAAGGACAGUGACGACAAGGGCGGUGACGCUGGCGCCGACGUCGCUGCGGGAGACGCAGACCUCGCUGCUGGUGUUGUCGGAGCGGGUCCCGCGGCUCCAGGCGAUGCAGGAAAGAAAGCAAAGCGCGCAAAAGUCGAUCUCGUUUGGGAGGUGCAGUCCUUUUUUGCCGAGAACCCACCCCUAAUGGACGAUGUCGAAGACGAAGAAGAGGAGGAGAUGAACUACGCCACGCUCCAGCGUCUUAAGAACGCCGACGAGCGCACCAAGAACAUGACCAGAGAAGAAUACGUCCACUGGUCCGACUGCCGACAAGCCUCCUUCACCUACCGCAAGGGAAAGCGCUUCAAAGAGUGGGCGGGCUUUGGUCUGAUCACGGAUUCCAAGCCGAGUGACGACAUCAUUGAUAUCCUGGGUUUCUUGACCUUUGAGAUUGUGCAGACGCUUACGGAAGAAGCGCUGAGAGUCAAAGAAGCCGAAGAUCUGUACAAAAAGACCAGCGGAGGCGGCGCCGAGGCGAACCGACUGAAGAGGAAGAGGGAAAGGGGUUUGUUUGACCCACCUGAGGAGGCCAGAGAACCCGUGCAGCCAGGCCAUGUGCAAGAGGCGUAUCGGAGGUUGCAGCGAGGAAACAUGAAAGCCAGAGCAAUGCUGAACUUCACAAAGAGCGUGCAUCGCGCCGCACUGAAACUGAUUUGAAAGCGCACCAUCGUUAUUGACAUACUAUGCCUGGUCCUAGUCUGAGUACACUCUUUGGAGACAUGGUGCCCAGUUUUCGUGCCCGGGACUA